UUAUGUAUAACAAAAAAUGAAUUAUACGUGAUUUUUGGAGCGAUGCUGCUAUCAGGAUAUACAAAGUGUCCAAAUAAAAGAAUGUAUUGGUCCACUUCCGAUGACGUCCCAAAAAUAUUAUCUAACAGCAUGAGGCUCAAUAGGUUCGAAACCAUUUUACGACAUUUGCAUUUUAACGACAAUUCUUCAAUCACCCCGGAAGACAAAUUGUACAAAUUGCGACCUAUUAUAGAUCAUCUAAACACCACAUUUAAAAAACAUGGUGGGUUAGAAGAACAAAUUUCAAUCGAUGAAAGUAUGAUACCGUACUAUGGAAAGCACUAUGCAAAACAAUAUAUAAAAGGCAAACCCAUUAGGUUUGGUUUUAAAAACUGGGCAUUGUGUACAAGUACAGGUUAUUGUGUUGCUUUUGAAAUAUACACGGGAAAAUCGACAAAUGCACAUCAAUUUGGACUAGGUGGAGACGUAGUUAUCUCUUUGUUGAAAAAGGCAGAAAUUGGAGGUAACCUUGGCUAUAAAAUAUUCUUCGAUAAUUAUUUCACAGGCAUCCCUGACAAGAAAAUAUGGAACAAAGAAAAGAGAGGAAGUUACAAGUUCAUUGGAAGUAAAGAAUUGUUACUCGUUCAAUGGAAAGAUAAUAAAGUUGUUACAAUGGCCUCUAACUUCUCCAAUAUAAAUGUUGUCAAAACGUCUCGUUGGUGCAGGGAGACAAAAUCGAAGAAGCCAAUUGAUCAGCCUGAAGUAAUAUCCGUUUACAAUCGAGGAAUGGGGGGUGUUGAUAAAAUGGAUGGGUUAGUUGUAGUUUACAGAUCAAGAAUUAGACAACGAAAAUGGUAUUGGCCAAUUUUCGCCUAUUUAUUUGACAUAACGGUCACAAAUAGUUGGCUGUUGAUGAGAAAACUAAAUCCAAAGGACCCUAAUUGUGUCAACCUAUUAAAAUUUCGCAGAUACCUAGCACAGAGUUUGUUGCAGAAAUAUGGAACACCUCCUACUAAGGGACGAGUAUCGACAGUGACUACUGAUACUAGAUUUGAUAACGUAGGACAUCUUGUUGUGUAUUCUGCAACUCAUCGAAGGUGCAAGCAGUGCACAAAAAAGUGUAAUUUUAUUUGUGAGAAAUGCAAUGCUGGCCUACACCCGAAAGAAUGUUUCAAACUAUUUCAUUCGAAGUAA
Photinus pyralis (common eastern firefly) is the source of this 1173-nucleotide messenger RNA. Its product is annotated as piggyBac transposable element-derived protein 3-like. Lineage: Eukaryota; Metazoa; Arthropoda; Insecta; Coleoptera; Lampyridae. The record is from RefSeq and is a predicted model, not a curated record. Gene Ontology annotation, molecular function: sequence-specific DNA binding. The coding region runs from base 43 to 1173 and encodes 376 amino acids. The transcript has a single exon.